Messenger RNA from Penicillium malachiteum, 1359 nucleotides. Its product is annotated as trypsin-like serine peptidase. The record is from RefSeq and is a predicted model, not a curated record. Lineage: Eukaryota; Fungi; Ascomycota; Eurotiomycetes; Eurotiales; Aspergillaceae. The transcript is spliced from 3 exons. Bases 1 to 1359 code for a protein of 452 amino acids.
AUGUCUGCGGAUAACGACGACUUUCAUCUCAACCCUCUUGUGUGGGAUCCUUCGUGGAGUAGACUACCCGAGAAAGAAGAAACAGGGGGCUACAAAAACGCCCAAGCUCAAGCCCGGGAAGACUGGGUCGUCAGGUUGCGUUUUCUACAGGACAACGAUGAAAAAGAAAGAUUCGGCACGGGAUUCUUUCUCAAUAUUCCUGGGGCAAAUUUUUAUAUCAUCUUGACUGCUGGACAUAAUAUUGUUGACAAAAGUGGGAACCGCUCAACGAAGUUGCAAAUCGAUCGCCACGGACAGAACAAAGCAUUGGAGCCGAUUGAGAACCAAGUCUUCAUCUGUCCAUCAUAUCACGGCCAGCAUACUCCAGAGUAUGAUUACGGAGCGAUUCUGAUCCCCAGACAGUUUAAAAAAGCCGGGGACAAGAAACCCAGUGACUCGGACCUUGGGUUUGGCUUUGCGCUGAACUUGGGCUAUGAGGAGCUACGUGAGAAGAAGCUUGAGCUGAGCGGGUAUUAUCCUCACGAAGAAGCCGGAAGAUCAAAUGGUAAGAAGCAGCAAUCUGACAAGAAAGAAUUGCAGUCGCUAGACACUUGUAGUGGAGACUGUUUGAGUGCCCAAGACGGCCACCUGGUCUAUAGGAUUGAAACUGCUCAAGGAUUGAGUGGGUCGCCUGUAUUUAUGCCUUACAACAGUCAUGAGACAGUAGUAGCGAUUCAUAACAAUGGUCCCGUCAAACGCGGGAAAGGAAGCAGUGGAGCUCGACUGAAUGCAAAUCUUCUUAAGCAAGUAUUUCAGUGGGCUGAUAUUAUCCAACACAAUAAGGCGCUAAAGGUGGACUCAGCAGACAAAAAAGACCCUCACCCUGAUCCAUUGUAUCUGCACUUUCCGUCCGAUGAAGAGUACGCAUGGGUCCACUGGGGUGAGGACGGACUAGACACUGCAUUUGACGUAUUCCCCGCCUAUGCAUCGACUCCUAUUGCGCCCAUCAACAUGCUGCAUGUCUUUCAGCACUGCCCGCCAUCUGACUGGUCGGAAGAUCGAAAAACCCAGAAGUGGGUAUUGUGGGAUGUGAUGACACAGGGUGUCACUCUUACAGAUACUCUGCAGCAGUUUUGCUUUGUGGAGCUUAAUCAAUUCAAGAAGACAAGAUUGUUCUCUGUGAUAAUCAGAGCCAAGGAUGGGAAAAAAUCGGAAUUGUGGCAGUUGGUGUUGAAUAGCGAUGGUCUGACAGAUCUGGAUCGGCAAAUGGGAACUUAUGAUGGUGCAGGAGUCUCAUUAGACGAAAGGAGCUCUAAUAUACCAAUCAAGGUGUGUUCUCUGCUGGUCCUGACGAGUACUUUGCUAAUGGUCGCAGUAUAA